Messenger RNA from Alternaria ethzedia, 591 nucleotides. RefSeq lists its product as uncharacterized. Bases 1 to 591 code for a protein of 196 amino acids. The record is from RefSeq and is a predicted model, not a curated record. The transcript has 2 exons. Lineage: Eukaryota; Fungi; Ascomycota; Dothideomycetes; Pleosporales; Pleosporaceae.
AUGUUUUCACCUGACGGAGCUUUCAUCAACACGAGCGAGAUACUCAGCGAUACCGAGGCUCAAGCCAUUCACAACAGAGUUCAGGACGAGGUUGCCGCUGAGAAUGCUGCUGACGGGCGUGUGGGAAGGUUUAAAGGCGAUCCUAAAUUCGCAGAGGUUAAAGCAUAUACCGAUUCAGAAGUUUCCAAGCGACUGCCCGCGGCUAUUUCACAGGCUGAGGUCGAAGCUAGGGCCGGACAGGGAGAUGAGGAUGCAGCUGACUCAUUGAACGAUUCUGAUGCAUCUGCAACACAGCUACUGGAACAGUACAAAGGUUUUGUCCUCUCCAAGCUGCCUGUAUCAGAGGAAGUUCAGAGCCAGAUACGCGGGCUGUUUGAAAAGUACGGUUGGCCAACAGUCUGGCAGUCUCUUGACUCAAUCGAGGGCUGCGGAGAUGGUCCUACAUGGACUUGGCAAGAUGUGGACAAUGACCUGCUCGUGAGGCUGGGGGACGAGAAACUGCUGGGAAUGAACAAGAUAGCAGAGUACGUUUUCAUUGGUAUGCGAGUCAGUCAGUGUCGUGACCAGUAUAAUUCUCUGACAACGGAAUAA